UGCCCUUUGACCCGGAAGUGGAUGCGUAGGCGUGGCUUUUUUAUGUUUUCCCUCCCCUGCGGCUCAGUUGGGCUUUCUCUCGCGGAGGAUGAGGGUGAAGGUGUUGAGCCGGAACCCGGACGACUAUGUGCGGGAGACCAAGCAGGACCUCCAGCGGGUUCCUCGGAAUUAUGAUCCUGUAUUACACCCAUUUGAAGUUCCACGAGAAUAUACACGGGCUCUAAAUGCUACAAAAUUGGAGCGUAUAUUUGCAAAGCCUUUUGUUGCAUCAUUAGACGGUCAUCGGGAUGGCAUCAAUUGCAUGGCUAAGCAUCCAGAGAGCUUGUCUACCAUUUUGUCUGGAGCAUGUGAUGGAGAGGUUAGAAUCUGGAACUUGAUGAGGCGUGUCUGCAUCCGUACAUUACAAGCACAUGAAGGUUUUGUGAGAGGAAUGUGUACCCGCUUUUGUGGUACCUCUUUCUUCACUGUUGGUGACGAUAAAACAGUAAAGCAGUGGAAAAUGGAUGGUCCAGCUAAUGGGGAAGCAGAGGAACCAAUAAACACAAUUCUUGGAAAGACAGUGUACACUGGAAUUGACCACCAUUGGAAGGAUCCUGUUUUUGCUACAUGCGGCCAUCAAGUUGAUAUCUGGGAUGAACAGAGAACCAGUCCUUUAUGUUCUUUGACGUGGGGAGUUGAUAGUAUCAGCAGUGUUAAAUUCAAUCCAAUUGAGAUGUAUCUUUUGGGAAGCUGUGCUUCAGACAGGAAUAUUGUGCUGUAUGAUAUGAGGCAAUCAACUGCACUGAAAAAGGUUAUCUUGGAUAUGAGAACAAAUACACUUUGCUGGAAUCCCAUGGAAGCAUUCAUUUUCACGGCAGCAAAUGAGGACUAUAACCUCUAUACUUUUGACAUGCGAUUUCUUGACACGCCUUUAAUGGUUCAUAUGGACCAUGUGUCUGCAGUCCUUGAUGUGGAUUACUCUCCUACUGGAAAAGAAUUUGUGUCUGCCAGCUUUGAUAAAUCUAUUCGCAUUUUUCCUGUAGACAAAGGUCAUAGCAGAGAGGUCUAUCAUACAAAGCGAAUGCAGCAUGUGAUAACUGUCAAAUGGACAUCUGACAGCAAGUAUAUCUUGUGUGGCUCUGAUGAAAUGAACAUUCGUUUGUGGAAGGCGAAUGCUUCUGAAAAGCUGGGUGUUAUUGUUCCUCGAGAGAAAGCAGCUAUGAACUAUAAUCAAAAACUGAAAGAAAAAUUCCAGCACCAUCCCCAGAUCAGACGUAUAAACCGCCAUCGUCACUUGCCAAAGAUAAUUUACAGCCAGGCCAAGGAGUUGCGCAUCAUGAGAGAAGCUCGUCGGCAAAAGGAACUGAAUCGCCAGAAACACAGCAAGCCUGGAUCUAUACCGCAUAUGUCAGAGAGGAAGAAACACAUUGUGGCUUUGGUGGAAUAAUACUUUGUAGGACUACCAAUGGUAGUGUUUGAAUCCUUACGGACAUUGUGCACAUCACUUUGUUACAGGAUACGAGUCUUCCAGCAUCUUACUUUUUAAAAAGCAUAUACUUUUACCAUUGUGUAAAAAUAAUUUUCAGAAUACUGUAUAAAACAAUUGUUCCAAGAAA
Molecule: messenger RNA, 1595 nt
Organism: Sceloporus undulatus (fence lizard)
Lineage: Eukaryota; Metazoa; Chordata; Lepidosauria; Squamata; Phrynosomatidae
Gene: DCAF13
Product: DDB1 and CUL4 associated factor 13
Exons: 11
Coding region: 89-1426 (445 amino acids)
Biological process (GO): maturation of SSU-rRNA from tricistronic rRNA transcript (SSU-rRNA, 5.8S rRNA, LSU-rRNA)
Cellular component (GO): small-subunit processome; nucleolus
Molecular function (GO): protein binding
Source: RefSeq, a predicted model, not a curated record